UAAAGUUACUAAAAACAAGGUUGUUACAAUUUAGCAUUGUACAUUUUAUUAUUUUAUUUUGUUAUAUUAAAAGUUUAUAAUUUGAUAAUACAAGAAAUAUAUAAAAUUAAUUUAUAAAGAGAAAAAAAGAAAAAUGUUUUUCUGCAAAUCUUUGAUAUAUUCAGGCAUAUUCUUGGGUUUCUUUAACAUAAUUGGAGUAGAGACGUUCAGCUGUCCAUGCCAAAGAAAUCCCACUGAAUGUCCUGCCAUUCCCCCUUGCAAAGGUGACGUCAUCAAAGAUGCCUGCGGUUGUUGUCCCGCAUGCGCAAAAGUUAAAGGGGAAGUAUGUGGCGGACCGUCUUUUACAAGCGGAAGAUGUUCGAAGGGGUUAAUAUGCCAAUUCAAAAGUUAUCAAGAGCCUAUCCAAUCGGAUGGCGUAUGCGUAGCCGGGUUUCCGAGGAAAAUCAAUGAUCCUUGCGGUGAUGCCUGGCAGCAAGGAAGUUGCAGAUACGGACUAAUGUGCAAACAAAUAUCCCCCGGAAAUAUCGGAAAAUGUGUUUCUUUAAAAUUUGCGAAAAAACGCGUAUAAAUCUUUCUCUUUUUUUUUGGUUUGUAUAAAAAACGGUUUUAUUUUAUGACUACCAUUUUAAUUUAUUAACAAAAUAUUAAUGACA
Gordionus sp. m RMFG-2023 is the source of this 653-nucleotide messenger RNA. RefSeq names its product venom protein 302-like. The record is from RefSeq and is a predicted model, not a curated record. Gene Ontology annotation, biological process: regulation of signal transduction; regulation of cell growth. Lineage: Eukaryota; Metazoa; Nematomorpha; Gordioida; Chordodea; Parachordodidae. The coding region runs from base 134 to 568 and encodes 144 amino acids. The transcript is spliced from 4 exons. Gene Ontology annotation, molecular function: insulin-like growth factor binding. Gene Ontology annotation, cellular component: extracellular region.